Didymosphaeria variabile is the source of this 537-nucleotide messenger RNA. RefSeq lists its product as uncharacterized. The coding region runs from base 1 to 537 and encodes 178 amino acids. NCBI's taxonomy places the organism in Eukaryota, Fungi, Ascomycota, Dothideomycetes, Pleosporales, Didymosphaeriaceae. The record is from RefSeq and is a predicted model, not a curated record. The transcript has a single exon.
AUGAGAAAUCCGUACCACCAUCUCUUCUACGCAAACGGGUUCGCCUAUCUCCCCGACAAGUGGGAGCCGUAUGCGGCGAUUUCGCAACCCAACGUGGCCAUCUUCCUACCGGUCGGCAGCAGCCUGCUACCAAACUCUGCAUUUGCAGGGACGCUACUUCCGGGGGAGUUUGGCGCAGGCCCUCGUGCUUCGGUGGACGCGUACUGGUUCAAUGCUCGUUCUGGGUAUUUUGGAUGUGCCUUGAACGGCAUCACGCCUUGCACGCUCCGGAUAUCGGGCUACCGGUAUGACAAGACACUGCAGGGCGAGGUAGUGGUAGCGGAACAGAACGUCACGAUCCCGCCGUGCUGGGGGUACAUCAACUGUCAACUCACACAAGUUGCUUUCAACGAUCAGUUUCAUGCGCUGUCUGGCAUCCAGUUUAGCGCUUGCACGUACAACUUGGGGAUACCACAGAUAUUUAUGAUGGACGACCUGAAUAUGGACUGGUACAACAACUCGUGCUCUGCCGGCAUCCUUCGCAUCGGGCACAGUUAG